CAAAAGAAUAGCUGACAUACUAAAAAAUCUUGUUAUAAGAAAAAUUAGAAGUGUUUUUAUUACUAAAAAGCAACAUGAUUUUAAAUCAUACAAUCAGAUUAAAUUAGAAGUCAAGAUGCUGAGUUCAAAGUAAGCACCCUUGGUUGUACAAAAAACGCAAACAAAUAAAGCUUGUAAACUUUCAUUGUUCUGGUGCAUGGCUUCUGCAACUGUUCAGGUGGCAUCGAGGUCACAUUCACUCAACAUUUCUACGCCAUCACAAUCGUGCAGUAUCUCAAAGUCACUACAGUCAGACUUAACGCCUCCACAGCUUCCACCGAGACGAAAAGAAUCUCCACUACCUUCAGAUGUAGGGAAACCACCUCCAAUACCUCUUGUUCAUAAACAAAAAAGCAUGCCUAUAGAAUCCCAUAAAUCUCCAACCAAAAUCCAGCAAAAAAAAUCAAAGGUUGCAUCAAGCUUUGCUGAACGAAUUCCUUUAUACAGUGCGCUGGUGUUUGAUAACAAUAAUCAACAACCAACUGAACAAAUUGAAAAUUAUUUCUUAGAAAAUUCCUGGUCUGAUGUAAUUUCUGAUCAUUUCUAUUUAACGAAGAAGUCACGAUUUCAGCAACAAGCACUAUGGGAGUUUUUAUCAACUGAAAGAAACUAUAUUUUAAAGCUGAAAAUUAUUGUUGAGGUGUUUCAACAAUUCAUAAAGAUAAUACAAAACGAAGGAGACUUAUUAGACAUAAAUGAAAAUAAACUUUUUGCAAAUAUCAGGGAUGUUCUAUCAGCUAAUGAAAUUCUUUGGUCGCGUAAUUUGAAAGAAGUCAUUGAUAAAGCUAGAGAGACUAAACAACCUAUUAAAUCAACCGAACUACUUGCUUCAUUUGCACAGUUUCGAAAUUUAUUCAAGCCAUACAUAGAGUUUUCACUGUUUCAAGAUGAUGCACUUAGUUACCUUCGAAGCCUCUCUGAAUCAAAUGUCGCAAAAAGAAAUGAAACACAAAAAGCAUUUAAUGAGUAUUUAGAAUGGUGUGAAAACCUUCCUCGAUGCAAUCGAUUGAAGUUAAGAGAUCUUCUAACAGAACCGAUGCAAAGACUGACUCGAUAUCCAUUAUUGUUAAAAAAUAUACGAAAAGAAAGUGAGGAUGAAAAAGAAAAAGAAAUUCUAGACAACUUUAUAUCGCAAUCAGAAACAUUUAUCUCAGACAUCAAUUUUAAGCUACGAAAAAGACAUGAAAAAGAAAAGUUAGAUCAGUGUUUGCAACAAUUUGACUACUAUAAUAAUAUGAAAGCAGCAACAGAAAAAAUUAAAUGGAUAAGCAUCGAAUUUUUAGAGCAGAACAUUAUAAGUUUACCAUUUGAAGAACAGAGAUGUUUUUUAAAAAGGGGCACAAUGAAGUUACUGGAAGACAAGAAAGGAAAAAAAGAGUCAACUGUGGAAGUUCUGCUCUUUACAGACCUUGUUGUUAUUGCUAAAAUAAAAAAGGCUACCAAUAAGCUUCAUGUUGUCAAACAACUUUUUUACCUUGAUAAAAUUAAGUUAAUAAAGUCCGAGUCUCAAAGUCAGACAAUUGUUUUUAUUUAUCUUGAUGAGUCUGGAUUGUUAGCUACUGCUUUCCUGCUUGAGUGUUUAAAUAGGGAUAUUUGGAUAAAUACAAUUGAACGAGCCAAGGUACGAUAUCAAAAUGCUAAAGCUGGUGAAGGUUCGACGCUUGACUUUUUUAAAGAUGAUUACAGUACAAAUAACAUUCCGUUGUUAAAAAUACCGGCAGAGUCAAAAACGAAUGUCAAGUAUGAAUCAGAUUUGCACAACUUAAUUAAUGAAACUGGAAACCCAAAAUUAAAAAACUCUAGGUCAGCUUCUACUCCACCUAUAUCAUUUACGAAGAAAAGUUAUGAUGAGUCAUCUCGAUCAAUGUCUUUAAACGGCAUAACUCAAGAACAUCUAGUAACGGAUAAAAGUUGCUUACGAAAUUGUAGUUUUAAUAAAGCAAUGCAAGCUAAGGAAAAACAAAACGAAGCUAAAACAGAUAUACCUUUGCCACAGCAACUCAAAAAAAAAAUUGGGGUUUCUCCUCGCCGAUCAGAUAGCGGUAUAAGUGUGCGAACCUUUAACAGCACUCAAGAAGAUUCAAUUUUUGACGAAAAAGUAGAAAAUAAUUUUACAUCUCUAGAAGAUCAUAACUACGAAUCCAUUAGUUCUUAUCUACGGAAUGAGAUAUCUCAAGUUUCAAAAACUUCUGAAAACCACAAAAAUAACGCACUUGAAUACUUAACACAAGAUGGUACUGUAGAUAACACUUCGUUAUUUCACAUGUCCAAUAAAGAGCGUAGCUUAUUUUUUAAAGCACCUUUAAAUGAAUCAUUUUUUUACUCUCGUAGUUCAAGCAAAACCGAAAGCAGCAAUCGAAACUAUACGCAAAUUGCUCAAAAACAGGACACGUUUUUUAUUCGCACGGAAGCUACACAAUCGUUUUAUGACGAUGUCAAGAAAGAAGAUAGUUAUUUGGAUAAUGGAUAGUGAUUGUUUAUCAUCGCCUAAUCUUGAAUCGAUUAAUUUUUUAUUUUAAGUUAUUAAAAGACGGUGAAUAAAAAGAAAAAAAGCUAGAUGUUUAUAAUUUUUAGAAUAAACUAAUAUUCAUAAUUUACAGAAUAAACUAAAGUUAACUAUAACUUACAGAA
This is a messenger RNA of Hydra vulgaris (swiftwater hydra), 2670 nucleotides long. RefSeq names its product pleckstrin homology domain-containing family G member 5. The record is from RefSeq and is a predicted model, not a curated record. Gene Ontology annotation, biological process: Rho protein signal transduction; endothelial cell migration. Gene Ontology annotation, cellular component: plasma membrane; endocytic vesicle; axon. Gene Ontology annotation, molecular function: guanyl-nucleotide exchange factor activity. Lineage: Eukaryota; Metazoa; Cnidaria; Hydrozoa; Anthoathecata; Hydridae.